Messenger RNA from Leptinotarsa decemlineata (Colorado potato beetle), 4925 nucleotides. RefSeq lists its product as uncharacterized. The record is from RefSeq and is a predicted model, not a curated record. Lineage: Eukaryota; Metazoa; Arthropoda; Insecta; Coleoptera; Chrysomelidae.
CUAGAUAAUCUUCAAUAAUAAAAAUCAAACUUUUUGGUUUCGUUUUCAAUAGGCAUUGAUUGUCUACACGGAACAGUGUGCCAAUUUUGUUACAGAGUAUUUCGACGAGUGAUCUUAUUUGUUCUCAAAGGAAGUUCUUGAAAAAUAAUCUGUUAUUAUCGUAACAGUACGAAACGAGAACAAGUCAUAGUAAUGAAAUGGAAGCUGUUUUGAUUUCUUCGGAAAAAAAGUAUAAGAAAGGAAAAGGGGGAGAAGGACAGAAAGGAUUCGACUUUCAAGUUAAUAUUCUUGCCCUAUUCGCUUUAGAAGGCCUCCAUACUAAUACUGAAUUUGAAUUAUCAACUGAAAAUAAGGACUGUGAUAAAUUUGAUGAUGUAGUGUACCAGAAGUCGGAAGGAGAUGUUUUGAUGCAGUGCAAACAUAAAGAAAAAGACGUAAUAUCCGAAAAUGACAUUUUUUCUCUCAGUAGAAAUGGCGAUUUCAGUUUCGCCAAAUAUUUUAUAUCCUAUUUGAAGUUGGCAAGAAAGUUUACUAAUGCACUCUACUUUGUUUGUACAAAUACCAAUAUAAAGAUUUCAAAGUAUUUGGUGGAACAAAAUGAAAAUACUAUUCUUUCAGUUGGAAAGUGUUACAAACUGAAAUUGAUAAUUACCAAGCUUCAGACGUGCAUUGAAGAAUACGCUAAGCAUGUUAAUUAUAGCGACAUACCGCUAGAUAUAGCAGAAAAAAUACCCGAGUUUGUAGACAAGUUUCAUUAUAUUUCAAUUGAUGACCAAUCUCUUUUUCAACACAUAACCAAUCUAAUGAAAAAUCUAGGUGAAGAAUUCAAAAUGGAUUUUUCUACCCAACAUUUCAUUCAAGAAAUGAAUAGAUGGUUUAUGGAACCGAAGGGAAUUUAUUUGAAGAAAUCACAUGUCAAAGCAUUCCUUUUCGAAUAUGUUAACCAAAAGUAUGCUGAAAAACUGAAAAGCUGCAAAAUCCAAUUCGAUCCAUUAAAUCUACCAGAUAGUCAAAUAUUGCAUGUAACUGUAGGUGAUGAUAUAUAUUUGAAGAUGGCGAGAUUGUACCAGGAGUUAUUGUUUAAAUAUAACCAAGAUAAUAUAUUAAUAAUGGAGCCCAUCAAGAAUGAUUCCGGUAGUUUUAUAAUGAUGAAACUGCUGGAUAUAUUUGCAUUAUCCCGUUAUAUACUGCUAAUUAUUGUCGCAAAUGAAUUGACUGAUGACCAAUUUAACGAAAUAACGGAUUAUAUAAAAAAUCUUCAAAAACGCUUUACAUUCAAAAAAGUUUUCUUUUUUUCGAAACAAUUUUCACAUCAUGAAGACGUUACUGAAAUGAACUUUACAGUUAACUUCAAUGACUUAGAGGAUUCGUCUAAACAGGCCUUUCUUCAGGCUGAUUGCAAAUUUCAAGGAAAUAAAAUUAAAACUUCUGCGUUACUCGACUCUGCUCCAGAUACUGCCAAUGAAGUUUUUGAUGACAUACAACUAGUAAAGUUUGCUGCAAACGAACAAAUUGAAAUUGAACCCGUUGUUAUUGAUUUCUUAGGUAUAACUCCUUUAUAUAUAGAACGAGAUUUAAUUUAUGAAACUGAGGCAAUACCUGAAGGAAAGUUGGCAUUGGAUAUUGCCAAUGGAGAGAGGAAAUUCAUUUUGAUAUCUGAUAUAGCGGGGAUGGGAAAAAGCACAAUUUUGACAAGACUACACAAUCUAGCAGAACAAAAUACAAACGAUUUUGUACUGAGAAUCAACUUGAAUCUCCACACCGGGACUCUCGCGGAAUUCAACAAAUCCAAGAACACGUUUCUGAAGUUGGAAGAUUUUAUAAAAAUUCCAAUAAAUACUUUUCAAGAAAAACUUUUUCAACUGAGACAUAAAAUAAUAUUAAUGGUUGAUGCUGUGGACGAAAUCAGUCCAGAAUACACUGAAAUUGUAUUGACUUUCCUCAAUGCAACACUUAAACGGGACAAUAUCAAAACUCUUGUCGUAACAACCAGACUUCACUUGAAAAAUCGAUUGGAAAAACUCUUUGAAACUAAGGCGCUCGGUUUGAAACCACUAUCAGAAAAGGAUCAAGUUCGUUUACUUUGUAAUUUUUGGAAAACUUCACUUCAACUUGAAAGUGAUGACAUAAAAAAGUGUACAGAAUGUGCGAAAGUUUUAUUGAAAAACCUCUAUCAAUCUAUUGAUUCCCAAAACUGGAGCUUGACGAGUAUUCCAUUGCAAACAAUAAUGAUUGCAGAUAUUUUCAAGACCUGGUGUAAGGAGUCUAUCGAAUCUGAGCAAGAGGUUUCAUUUGUCAAAAAAAUUGAUAUGGGACUGUUAUAUUCUACUUUUCUGGAUAAAAAAAGGAAAAUUUUCAUUGAAGAUAAGUGCAAUACCCAGGGAAAUACCAUAACAGAAGGACUGUGUAAUAAAGAAUUCGACAUUUCAUUAAGAAUGCAUCAAAAACUAGCUUUGAAUGAAUUAGUUGAUGAAAAAAAAUGUCAACUGUUCAGAGUUUAUCGAGAUAUUACAAUGACUAAAAUAGCUUAUGAAAAUAUAAUGAAAAUAGGUAUACUACAUAAAUUACAAGAUAAAAUAAUUUUCAUACACCAGACGUUUGCGGAAUAUUUUGUUGCUUUGAGUAUAACAAAUGAAUUAAUAAAUGGAAAUAACUCUGAAGAGUUUAUUUCCUAUGUUUUGGAAAAAAUAUUCGCAGCUGAAGAAUGUGUAAUAAUUCGUUGUUUUUUGGAAUACCUGCUGAAAGAUGCAAAACUACCCGAAAAUAUUUUUUCAGCAUUCAGGCAUGCAAUUAGGGAUAUGGCAUUCAGUGAUAAAAUAAUAAACUUCAAAUGUUUGUCCGAAGAAGGCUGUUUUCAAACCCUGAAAAUAAUUUUUGAAAAAAACAGUUUCAGCAAAGUUGUUUUAGAAGUCCGGGAUAAAUUUGAAAGGACUGCAAUUCAUCAUGCAGUUGAACAUUUGCCGGUUGUGGAAUUCUUGGUGGGCUUGGAAAUAGACGUGAAUAAGGAAGACAAUCUAGGUCGAACAGCCUUGCAUUUGGCGGCAGUGAAAAAUCAAGUUGAAGUUGUAAAGUUUUUGCUGGCAAAUAAAGCUGAUAUCGGGGCUACUGACAAUUUUGGAAAUUCUCUACUACACUUUGCGUCCGUGGUCGACUCUGUCGAAUUAGCUCAGAUUUCGUUAAAGAAUGGAACUGAUUUGAAUGCCAACAAUUUUGACAGCUGGACUGCCUUGCAUACUGCAGCGCUUCAUAAUAGCAUACAUGUCAUCAGAAUCUUAGUAAAAAAUGGGUGCAAUCUCAAUAAAAAAACCAAUAGGCGUCAAACGGCUCUUCACUUUGCAACUGUGUCAAAUGAAAAUGAUGAAUCAAAAACACUAGCCACUACACAAUAUUUAGUCUCUCUUGGUGCUGAUACAAAUGUUAGAGACUGUUAUGGUAGAACAGCGUUAUUUCCAGCUAUGUCACAUCAUAGUCCUGCAGUCGCUCAGUUCUUAGUUGACCAGGGAUGUGAUAUUAAUGUAGCAGAUAACAAUGGAGUAACAUUAUUACACUGUGCUGCAGAAGAAGAUUCGCUCAAGUUAGUGAAAUAUCUCAUUGGGAAAAAUGUAGAUAUACAAAGAAGAGACAACACAGGUCGAACUGCUCUUCAUUACGCUGCGAAAAAUGAUUCGAUUCACGUAGUCGAGUUUUUAGUUGACCAAGGAAUUGACAUCAAUGUUUCAGAUAAUAAUGGUGUUACUAUUCUGCAUGUUGUCGCUAAAAGUAGAUCUAUUGAAAUGAUUAAUUUCUUGAUCGAUAAGAAAUGUAACAUCCACAAAAGAGAUAAUCAAGGUCAAACUUUAAUUCAUUUUGCUAUAUUAGGAAGUGGAACUGUAGACUUAGUCAAAUUUAUAGUUGAACGUGGCUGCAAUAUUCAUUAUAAAGACAAUGAAGGAGUUACUGUACUUCAUAGAGCAGCUGAAAAAGGAUCCAUUGAAAUAAUUGAAUACUUAUUUGGAGAGAAAGGAAUGACAGAUUGCCGAGACGAUAAUGGCAAAAGUGUUCUGCAUUAUGCUAUAUCUACUCGAAAUUCACUGAAAUUAAUUAAAUUUUUAUUUGAAUGCGGAUGCAACGUCAAUGCUAAGGAUAAUAACGGAGUAUCGCCGCUCCAUUUGGCAACGGAAAAAGGUCGCUUUGAUAUAGUAGAAUAUUUGAUUACACAAGGAGCAUUAGUUAAUGCUAGAAAUUACGAAGGUGAAAAUGCUCUUCAUUCAGCUUUUUCUUCGUCAAACCACGUCGACUUGCAUCUUGUUAAAUUUUUAAUUGACCAUGGUUGUGAUGCCGAAGCAAAAGAUAAUCGUGGUUGUACGCUGCUACACCGAGCUGCUAAGAGAGGUGCGUUGGAGAUAACAAGAUACUUAAUAGAUGUGAAAGGUGUCCAGGACAGCAGAGACCAAAACGGAAAGAAUGUUUUGUUUUAUGCAAUUCGUAGCAAUAAAAAAGACAUUUUACAAUUUCUAAUAGGCAGAGGAUUCGAUGUAUCUGUGACAGAUCAGGAGGGUAGGUCGUUAAUCCAUACAGCUGCUGAAUUUGAUUCGUGUGACACCGUUCACUACUUAUGGAAAAAACGAUUGAAUUUGAAUACGACGGAUUCGAAUGGCCGCACUGCAUUACAUGUUGCAAUCUUGAACGACAGCAUUCGUGUUGCAAAAAUACUAAUUAGUUUAGGGGUAAUUACAUACAUCAGAGAUAAUUUCAAUGAAACUCCUCUUGAUAUUGCUAUUAGAAAUGGAUCGCAGAUUGUACCUUACCUUAUUUCCCAUAAAACGUAUCCUCAACAAUACAAGUAAUGCCCGUCUAGACAAAGUUAUUACAGAGGAAGAUGUGCGAUAUAUUUAUAUUAAGCACGACCAAAGUUAUCUUCUAUGUACGAUAAAUUUUAGGAAACA